AUGUUGGGCAGAAUAGCCAAACGGUCAAUUUCCAUUACUACCAAUACCCCACUUAAACUCCCAUUUAUCCCACUUGUCAGUGAAACUGGGUUCCCUGGAGCGAUUGGAAACACCCCUUUGUUGAAAUUACCAAGAAUUUCUGAAUGCAUAGACCGAAAUAUCUAUGGAAAGGCGGAGUUCAUGAAUCCAGGCGGAUCCAUCAAGGACCGUGCAGCCUUGUAUAUGAUUAAGGAUGCUGAGCAGAAAGGAUUAAUCAAGCCUGGAGGGACCAUUGUUGAGGGGACGGCAGGGAAUACAGGUAUUGGAUUGGCUCAUGUAUGUCGAGCUCGUGGAUACAAAUGUGUCAUCUAUAUGCCCAACACACAAUCACAAAAUAAAAUUGAGACAUUGAGAUUGUUAGGUGCUGAAGUGUACCCAGUACCAGCUGUAGCCUUCACCGAUCCAGAAAAUUACAACCACCAAGCCAAAAGACACGCAGAAAGAUUGGAUAAUGCUGUAUGGACUAACCAGUUUGAUAAUGUGGCCAAUCGACAAGCUCAUAUAGAAACUACGGGCCCAGAAAUAUGGGCACAAUUGGAUGGUAAAGUUGAUGCUUUCACUUGUUCAACUGGCACUGGUGGCACAUUCGCUGGUAUAACCAGAUACUUGAAGGACAUAUCCAAUGGCAAAGUGAAAGCAGUAUUGGCCGAUCCACCAGGCUCGGUGUUAUACUCGCACAUUAAAUCUGGGGGCAAAGAAAUGAUUAGGAGUGGAUCAUCAUUUACAGAAGGAAUUGGUCAAGGUAGAGUUACCGACAACUUGCAAUCAGAUAUAGAUUUGAUUGACGAUGCAGUCAAGAUUCCUGACGAGGAUUCAAUUGCUAUGGUUUAUCGUUUAUUAGAUGAAGAAGGGUUGUAUCUUGGUGGCACUGGUGCAUUAAACGUAGCUGCAGCAGUUGAAGUAGCCAAGCUGUUGCCUGAAGGAAGCAAUGUUGUUACCGUAUUAGCUGAUCUGGCCCAUAAGUAUGCCGACAGAAUCUUUUCCAAAAAAUGGUUAACUGAAAAGGGAUUAUACGAAGCCAUUCCACCACAUUUGCAAAAGUAUGCUGUAUUAGAUUAG
Molecule: messenger RNA, 1098 nt
Organism: Candida dubliniensis CD36
Lineage: Eukaryota; Fungi; Ascomycota; Pichiomycetes; Serinales; Debaryomycetaceae
Exons: 1
Coding region: 1-1098 (365 amino acids)
Cellular component (GO): cytoplasm
Molecular function (GO): pyridoxal phosphate binding; cysteine synthase activity
Source: RefSeq, a predicted model, not a curated record